Boleophthalmus pectinirostris (great blue-spotted mudskipper) is the source of this 8151-nucleotide messenger RNA. Its product is annotated as kinase D-interacting substrate of 220 kDa B-like. Bases 204 to 5054 code for a protein of 1616 amino acids. NCBI's taxonomy places the organism in Eukaryota, Metazoa, Chordata, Actinopteri, Gobiiformes, Gobiidae. The record is from RefSeq and is a predicted model, not a curated record. Gene Ontology annotation, molecular function: protein binding. The transcript has 33 exons.
CGGCGGUUUUAGAUCCAAAAUGGCCGCAGCUUCGGCGGAUGGAGCGUAGAGCGGAGCGUCACCCGAACUGAGGCCGACGAACAGCGCUCUGACCCCGGGCACGCAGACCACCGAGGACCGGCCCCCCGCACCAGCACCAGGACCGGACCGAACCGAACCGACACCAGUGUUUCCCGAAGACAGACCUUCAGCCGUGCGCAGACAUGGACACCACCACGUCCAUAAAGAUGACCACUCUGGCCAUCCAGAACCUGUUUGUUCUGGUGGAGGAGGAGAACCUGGCCGGGCUCAGGGCUCAUCUGGACCGAUACAAGGAGGUGGACGGACGCAGUGACAACGGUCAGACUCCUCUGAUGUUGGCGGCGGAGCAGGGCAGUCUGGAGAUCGUCCAGGAACUGAUCCGAAGAGGAGCCAACGUCAACCUGGACGAUGUGGACUGCUGGUCGGCUCUGAUCUCGGCGGCGAAGGAAGGACACCUGGACGUGGUGAGGGAACUGCUGGAGAACAGCGCCUACAUCGAGCACCGCGACAUGGGCGGGUGGACGGCUCUGACCUGGUCCUGUUACAAAGGACGAACUGAAGUCGCCAAACUCCUGCUGGAAGAAGGAGCCAACCCCAACACCACCGGACAGCAGUACAGCGUGUACCCGAUCAUUUGGGCGGCGGGUCGAGGACACUCGGAGAUCGUCAAACUGUUACUGGAUCACGGCGCCAAAGUCAACUGCUCCGACAAGUACGGCACCACUCCUCUGAUCUGGGCGGCGCGGAAAGGACACUACGACUGUGUGAUGCACCUGCUGGAGAACGGCGCCGACGUCGACCAGGAGGGGGCGAACUCGAUGACGGCGCUGAUCGUGGCGGUGCGCGGCGGCUACACGGAGGUGGUGAAGGAGCUCCUGAAGAGGAACCCCAACGUGAACAUGACGGACAAAGACGGGAACACGGCGCUGAUGAUCGCCGCCAAAGAAGGAUUCACCGAGAUCGUCCAGGACCUGCUGGAGGCCGGGACCUACGUGAACAUCCCAGACCGGAGUGGAGACACGGUGUUGAUCGGGGCGGUGAGAGGAGGACACGUGGAGAUCGUUCGGGCUCUGCUGCACAAAUACGCCGACAUCGACAUCAGAGGACAGGAGGGGAAGACGGCUCUGUACUGGGCGGUGGAGAAAGGAAACUCCACCAUGGUCCGAGACAUCCUGCAGUGUAACCCCGACACAGAGACAUACACCAAGGUCAGACCACAGGGGGCGCUACAGACAACUCUGAAGGUCAGAGGAGCAGUGGAGAAGGAUGGAGAGACGCCGCUGAUCAAAGCCACAAAGAUGAGGAACAUCGAGAUCGUGGAACUUCUGCUGGACAAAGGAGCCAAAGUCUCAGCUGUGGACAAGAGGGGGGACACGCCGCUGCACAUCGCGAUCCGCGGUCGGAGCAGACGAUUGGCCGAGCUGCUGCUGAGGAACCCGAAAGACGGACGCCUCCUGUACCGACCCAACAAGAGCGGAGAGACGCCCUACAACAUCGACUGCAACCACCAGAAGAGCAUCCUCACGCAGAUCUUUGGAGCACGACACCUGUCCCCGUCGGACUCGGGGGGGGACAUGUUGGGGUAUGAUCUGUAUUCUUCGGCUCUGGCAGAUAUUCUGAGUGAACCAACGAUGCAGCCGCCCAUCUGUGUGGGACUGUACGCCCAGUGGGGCUCGGGCAAGUCCUUCCUGCUCAAGAAACUCGAGGAUGAGAUGAAGACGUUCGCGGGGCAGCAGGUGCAGCCUCUGUUCCGGUUCUCGUGGUUGGUCCUGGUUCUGACCCUGGUCCUGUGUGGGUCCGUGGGUCUGGUUCUGGGCUUCACCGUGGAUCCUCGUUUGGCUCUGGCCGUGGCUCUGAGUCUGCUCGCUCUGCUCUACCUCUUCUUUGUGGUGGUGUACUUUGGCGGGCGCAGAGAGGGCGAGUCGUGGACGUGGGCGUGGCUCCUCAGUACGGCUCUGGCUCGUCACCUUGGAUACCUGGAGCUGCUGCUGAAGCUCAUGUUUGUGAAUCCUCCAGAGCUUCCAGAGCAGAGCACCAGAGCUCUGCCCGUCAGGUUCCUGUUCACAGACUACAGUCGUCUGUCUUCAGUCGGAGGAGAAACGUCGAUGGCGGAGAUGAUCUCCACUCUGUCCGACGCCUGCGAGCGAGAGUUUGGAUUCAUCGCCACCAGACUGUACCGAGUGUUCAAGACCGAGGAGAACCAGGGGAAGAGGAAGUGGAAGCGUUCCUGCUGCGUUCCUUCGGUUCUCCUCUUCUCGAUGGUGCUCCUCUGCGUUCUGGGAGGACUCAGUCUUCUGGCCUUCCUCAGGGCCGAGUCCGGAUCCAAGUCUGGUCCCGGUCUGGAGGGAUCUGAGGAGGACUAUAACGACGCGGUCAGGGCGGUUCUGGUGGGCCUGGCUUCGGUCAUCGCGUUGCCUCUUCUGCUUCACUGUAAAACCUGGUUCCACAUGAUCCACUCUCUGCUCCACUCCCAGCGCAGCCGCCUCCACAGCGCCACCACCAGGCUGCACAAGCUCAAGAGCGAGGGCUUCAUGAAGGUGCUGAAGACGGAGGUGGAGCUCAUGGCUAAAAUGGCUCGGACCAUCGACAGUUUCACGCAGCACCAGACCAGACUCGUGGUCGUCAUCGACGGUUUGGACUCGUGCGAACAGGACAAGGUUCUGCACAUGCUCGACACGGUGCGCGUCUUGUUCUCCAAAGGUCCGUUCAUCUCGAUCUUUGCGUCGGACCCUCACAUCAUCAUAAAGGCCAUAAAUCAGUCCCUGAGCAGCGUCCUGCGAGACUCCAACAUCAACGGACACGACUACAUGAGGAACGCCGUGCACCUGCCCGUCUUCCUGCACAGCCGCGGCCUCUGCCCCGCCCGCCGACAGGCCCAAGCCCCGCCCCCGCCGCCCGCCAACGGGGAGGCGGAGCCGGCCAGCCAGCGCCAGACGCUCUCCGAAGCCGGUUGGCACGAGGAGCUCGACCGGAAACUCUCUCAGACCAGUUUGGCAGAUCUCAAGUUUGGAAGCAAAACCACCCUGAACCGACGGGACACGUCUCGGCGCAGACAGAGGUCCGUCACUCGUCAGAUGUCUCUGGAUUUGACCAAACUGAUGUUGGCUGAAGACUGGUUCAACGACAUCAGCCCCCAGAGCAUGAGACGCCUCCUGAACAUCGUGUCUCUGACGGGACGACUGCUGAGGGCCAAUCAGAUCAGUUUCCAGUGGGAUCGUUUGGCGUCGUGGAUUUCUCUGACGGAGCAGUGGCCCUACAGAAGCUCCUGGAUCCUCCUGCACCUGGAGGAGAGCACAGACAUCCACGACCAGGCCUCCCUCAGAGCCAUCUACGAGAGGGUGUGUAAGCUGAUCCCCUCGUCCAAAGACGUGGAGCCUCUGUUGGAGAUCGACGCAGACGUUCGUAGUUUUGAGGUUUUCCUGUCGUCUCGUCAGCCGCCGCUCACCGCCAGAGACGUCCGCACCUUCCUCCCCUGCACCAUCAACCUGGACCCCAAACUGCGCGAGAUCAUCUCAGACGUGCGUGCGGCGAGGGAGCAGGUGGCGGUCUCUGGUCCGACCUUCGCCCCGAUGGACCCCAGACCCACGUCCAUCUACAGCCAAGUGUCUCUGUCGCCCUCGGCCUCGUACAGCGGCAUCACCGGAGCCCAGCACCCGUACUACAACCGGCCGUAUUUCCCUCCUCAUCACCUUUACGCUCUGCCACGCCCCCUCAUGGCCACGCCCUUCACCUGCCCGCCCCCGCCCGCCCCUCCGAACUUCUACCCACGACCGGGCCCGAGCUGGGACGCCGUCUCAUCUUUGAAACGUAAACAGGGCCCCGGCUCCGUGUUGGCCCCGCCCCUCCUGCUCAGCGCCAUGACGACGGAGGCGGUUUGUGAGCGCGUGCAGACGAUGGCCGGACUCGACGCCAACAUGCUCCCCCAGUACAGCGCCACCAUGAGGAAGGCGAACAUAAACGGUCGGGUUUUGUCUCAGUGUAACAUCGAUGAACUGAAGAAAGAAAUGAACAUGAACUUUGGAGACUGGCAACUGUUCAGAGCCGCGGUUCUGGACAUGCGUCGCGCCGAGGGCCUGCGGGACGACGUGGGCAGUGAAGCAGGAAGUGUUGCCGUGGAAUCGGUGCGUUUGGCUCCGCCCCUCGCCAGGUCGGAGUUCGGCUUCAACCUGAGCUUCGACGAACUCAGCAACAUGGGCCUGGAGGAACAACGCCCCCGCUGGACCGGCACGGGUCCUCCAGACUCUCCAGAAUCAGGAGACAUUUGGCGCCUGACGGACCGACAACAGGCCGAGUACCGGACCGCGUACCAGGACUACAUCACCCACAUGUCCAGCCUAGAACAAGACCCCGACCGGAACCAGGACCAGACCCGAGACCGGACCGAGUCGGACCGCGCUGAACCGGACCGCAGAGUCCUGAAGAGGAACUCCAUCAAACUCCCAGAAGAGGGCGACGUUCUUCACCCCAUCAGAGAAGACCACGAGGAGGAGGAGCCCGGAACCAGCGCCAAAGUCCAGAUCAAAGUCCAGGCCAAAGUCCAGACCAGAGACCAGACCAGAGACCGACCCAGGAGCGGACAGUACCAGAAACUCAGCGAUGAAGACUCCGAGGCCCUGGACAAGAAGGACUCCUCGGACUCUGGAGUCAGGUCCAAUGAAAGUUCUCCAAACCACUCGCUCCAGGAGGAGGAGCCGAGUCGAGCCAAACCGCUCCAGGACGGACGCAUGUCGAUCUGCUCCGACCAGGGCAGCGUGGGGACUCACGUUUGGGAGGAGGAAACUGAAACCUUCAACAACCUGAACAAAGCCAAGACCCACCAGACCAACCAGAGCCUCAACAACAACAGCCCGGGUCCAGAUCAAGACCGGACCCAAGACCGCACCCAAGACCAGACCCAGACCCAGGCCCAGACCCAGGUCCAGACCCAGAACGAGAACGUGAGGGUCCUGCAGCUGAAGAGAGGACUGAGGCCCGGAGAACCUCCUGAGGUCACCACCGUCUGCUUCAGCUCAGAGAGAGAGAGCAUCCUGUAGACCAGGACCAGGACUAAGACCAGGACUAAGACCAGGACCAGACCAGGACCAGACCAGGACCAGGACCAGACCAGGACCAGACCAGGACCAGGACUAAGACCAGGACCAGGACUAAGAUGAAGAUCAGACGAGCAUUAGGACAAGGACUAGACCAGGAAUAGAAUAGGACCAGGAUCAGGAUCAAGACCGGGACCAGAACCAGGAUGAGGAUCAGACCAGCACCAGGACAAGACUAGGACAAGAUCAGGACUACUAGAUCAGGACCAGGACUAAGACCAAGACUAGACCAGGACCAGGACUAGAUCAGAGCAGAUCAGGACCAAGAUGAGGAUCAUACAAGUACCAGGACAAGGACUAGACCAGGACCAGACCAGGACUAGAUCAGGACCAGGACCAGAACCAAGAUGAGGAUCAGACGAGCACUAGGACAAGGACUAGACCAGGAUCAGGAGUCAGGACUAGGACCAGGAGUAGACUAGUUCCAGGAUCAGACCAGGACCUGGACCAGACCAGGACCAGGGUCAGGAUCAAGACCGGGACCAGGAGUGAGGACUAGGACCAGACCAGGAACAGGAUCAGACCAGCACCAGGACAAGACUAGGACAAGAUCAGGACUACUAGAUCGGGACCAGGACUAUAACAGGACCAGGACCAGGACCAGAGCAGAUGAGCUGCUCGUUCUGAUUUGUUCCAGGAGGAGGAGGAGCUGAAGGUUCAGUUCUUCUUCAGGAGGAGGUGGAUCCUCAGUGAAUCCAGAAUCACUCAAGACGUUUGAAAUCUUUGUCUUUUUGUGUCUCGAAUCUAAAACUUCAGUCUCAGGUCUGGAUUCUAAAAAAGUCCUGUUGAAGGACACUCGUCACGGACGUCCUUCAGCUCCUCACGCUGAAGAAUGUUCUGAUUUGGUCUAAAACUGAUGCCAGAAAAAAGUCCAAACUCUGGAGGAAAAAUCUAAACCUCCUGAAGUCCUGCUCCUGGAGCCACAGAAAAUCUCCUGAAAUUUGACUAAACCUUUGUGUUUGUGUGGAGCAUGUUCAGUCCAGUGUGAGACGAGACCAGAGACGAGACGAGACGAGAGAAACACCAGGAGGAAGAUCUGGAGUCACUUUUGUGUCAUGAAUCUUCAUAAACUCAGUUUGUCACAAUCAGUCGUUGGUUUGUUUUUGUGUUUGACACAAAUACAAAUGUAAUAUUUGUCUCUUGUAUUUUGUUUUGUACAAACAAAUGUGGAUUUGAAAAUUUAUAUUUUUUCAUUUGCAAAAAAACAGAAAAUUGUGUUUGUAAAAUGUGAUUGACAGUUUUUCCUCUGUGAUGUUUUUUUUGAGACACUAGGGGGCAGCACUGGUGCAGACUUCACCCUAUUACACUGAGGUUUUAAAACAUGUGUGAAUAUUUGAAUAACACGUCACAGUUACUCAUCAAAAACAACAAAUCCACAUCUGUUUGUACAAAACUAAAUACAAGAGACAAAUAUUUCAUUUAUAUUUGUGGAUCAAACAUAAAAACAAACCAACGACUGAUUGUGACAAACUCUGAGUUUAUGAAGAUUCAUGACACAAAAAUGACUCCAGAUCUUCCUCCUCUUCUUCCUCCUCCUGGUGUUUCAUCUGUGGGAGCGACUCAGACUGAAGUGACUCCACAGAAAGAAAUGAGAGAAACAAACUGACACAAACAACACAAGUUUACUCCAAUACAAAUAAUACAACUGUGUACAACAGUAUCUAUAUAAAUACAGAUACAGUUGUAGUUGUAGUUGUAGUUGUAGUUGCAGUUGUAGUUGUAGUUGUAGUUGUAGUUGCAGUUGCAGUUGUAGUUGUAGUUGUAGUUGUAGUUGUAGUUGUAGUUGUAGUUGUAGUUGCAGUUGUAGUUGUAUAUAUUUGUGUCAGAUCAGAAUCUGGAGCCUGUGGAGGUUUUUUUUUAAGGAAAUGAGAUGAGUCACAGAGACAGAAAAACAUCACAAACACACAAACACACACUAUACACACACACACACACACACUAUACACACACACAAACAUCACACUGUUUAGGAUGAAGGAAGAUGAAGAGUCUGAUGAAACAACAACAGGAAAAAACAGAAAAACACACAAAUCUGAACAAACAUCUGACACACACAACACACACACACAAACACACACACAACACACAUACACACACACCACACAGACACACACACGAGGUCAGGUGCCGUCAGGUGCCGUCAGGUGUCGUCAGGUGUCGUAUGUUGUGUUGUUCUGAAUCGUCCGACUGAUGUUCAGCGACGUUAAAGUCGCCUCAGUUUGUAACUGAGAAAUGAUUUACAUGAAAAAACAAAAUGAAAAAACCUGAUCAGUCGUUUUUAAAACUCGUCACAACAGAAACAUCAAAGAUUCAUUUAGACAAAACAAACACUUUAUUAUUGUCAGUGAAUCAAACCCUCACCUCGUUCUCGCUGGAGUCUCGUGUCUCGAGUCUCGUCUCGUCUCGUCGUCGUUUACGUGACGAUUGUGAAAAUUUUCUGAAGUAGUUUUGAUGUUGUAACUUUUAUUGUUGAUUAUUGUGAUUUUUGGGGAUGGGACCAAACGUCUUGUGGUUCCAAAAAACUAAACUAAACAAAAAAAUACUGUUCUAGAACAACAACAAAAAUAUUCAAUCAAAUAAAAGUGUGAGAUUCAAAUUGGAAUCUGAAUUAAAAUUUGAGUAAUUCUGUAAAAAUCUCGUCUUUUUCCAUCCCCAGGAACUUUAGAAUCUGUGAAUGUAACGACUCGUUCAGUAUUUAUCAUGUUUUUAUUUAUUUUCCGUGUUCUGUUUUACACCAACUCUUUUCCUCAAAUCGAUACAAUUACAGCAAACAUUUCAAAGUUAUUUUUAUAAUUUUUAAAACAGAUAUUUAAAUGUUUUAUGUUCUUUACAGCAUUGAUCACUGAAGUUUUUAUUAUUUAUUUAUUUUUCUUUUCUUCAGAUUUUUAAAAGUUUGCAUCACAUUUCCUCUCGUGGACGUUUAAAGUGUUAAAGUGGUUAAAGUGUUGACAGUAUUUGGGUUCCGUCCUUGCGCCCUCUGCUGGACGCGGGCGGAACUGCUCCGUGUUCUUAAAUGUUCUAAAUAAACUCGUGCUCGUGA